Strigops habroptila (Kakapo) is the source of this 11187-nucleotide messenger RNA. RefSeq names its product coiled-coil serine rich protein 1 (gene CCSER1). The record is from RefSeq and is a predicted model, not a curated record. Lineage: Eukaryota; Metazoa; Chordata; Aves; Psittaciformes; Psittacidae. Bases 353 to 3004 code for a protein of 883 amino acids. The transcript has 11 exons.
CACACACACACCACGCACACGCCCGGCUGCAACAUGACUGACUGACGAACGGACGGACGGACAGGGACGCCGGGCUCUGGACGGAUUAUUCACCCCGCGCCAGGGACACGCAGGAAAUCACCCACCCCGCGGGCCGGGGGAGGGGGCAGGAGGAUCCCCAGCCCUCGCCGGUGGACGGUGAGCGCCCCGGGUGCCGGAGGAGCUUGGCCAGUCAAUGAAAGAGGAGAUCCACGGCUCCAUCUGCUGGAGUUCGCACCCACCAGCAAGAGUUGCUCUUCACUGAAUGCACUGCACUCCGGCACACUUGUAUUAAUUUAUUGGCUGUGAAGAGCCACGGACACUUUGUGCCCUGAUGGGGGACUCAGGAUCCAGACGAUCAACUCUAGUAUCUCGAUUGCCAAUAUUCAGGAGAAGUGUUAGCCGGAGACAUGACUCUCUUCCCUCCUCACCUUCUUCUGCUAAUGCCAUUGGUGCCCACACAUCCUCCCCAUCCAGCACUAACUCCAGCUCAGGGAGCACCGGCAAACGCCGAAGUAUCUUCCGCACACCUUCCAUUAGCUUCCAUAACAAGAAAGGGAGUGAGCAGAAGCCUGACUCUGCUAGUCAAAAUGUUAACGUCUCAAAUGGUGCCCAGUCCUCUCUCAGCACUUUUGAAAAACUGAGCUUGGAGGAACAAAUUAAAAGCAGAGGAAGACAUUCAGUUGGCUUUGGCAGCUCACGUAGCAAGAAGAUAACAAGGUCUUUGACAGACGAUUUUGAAAAGGGAAAGGAGCCCUCAGCUAAUAAGAAUGUCUUUAUAAAUUGCAUAAGCUCUGGGAAGAAUGAGGGUGAUGAUUCAGGCUUUGCAGAGGAGCAGAGCCGAUACUCUGUCAAACAUUCCACGCGGAAACUUCUCCCAAAAUCUUUCUCAUCGCACUACAAAUUUUCUAAACCAGUACCGGAGAGUCAGUCAGUUUCCUCUGUGCAGCAGUCCAGGUGUUUGCUAGAGAUUAAAUCGUAUGUAGAAAGUGAACCUGUGAUCACCAAGUCCUCUCCUCCGUGUUCAGCCGAGACGACAGAGUGCAUGGGAAGCUCCUUACAGUCCCCACUGCUCUCAGCUGACCUUACAGCUGCCCAGACCCCCUCUGACUUUCUUGCCCUAACAGAGGAUUCUGUUUCAGAGGUUGAUGCUCUGGCCAGCAGCGGGACUGGGGUGCUGCUUACAGAGGAUUUUGGCCACAAUGUCUCUACCUCUCAGAUCUUUAAUCCUGCUGCUGCUCCUGCGGAGGAAAUGGAUAUUGUACAAAGUACUGGCCAUUCUACUGGUGUAUCUCCUGUGAGUCAUGCAAGCUCAUGUAGUGUUGAAUCUAAUCCCUUAUUCAAAACCUCAGAUCCUAAUCAAACAGAAGUAUUGUUGCAGGCCAAUGAACUACGUAUCAACGAUGCCAGGCACAUAGGAGAAAUUAACUCUGCAAACGCACAUUUAGAAAACUUUGCGUUACAGCGUAGAGAAGAAUCAGUGAUACCCUCUUCAAAGGCACAGGAGUUGGGUGGGAAUGGAGAUGAAAGCACACCAUCCAAGCACACAGGCGAGACAAUUCCUGUAAUGGACUCUCAAAUUGUUCCAUGUUCUGAACCUCAGCCCUUUAAACCACAACAGGGUUAUGAAACAAACCGUUCUAAAGUUGAUCUUGCCAAUAGCUUCAGUCCAUACCGAGAAGGCAGAUUUGUUGAGAAGCGACUGAGAUCCUCUUCAGAAGGUACUGCUGGAGGCAGUCGGCUGAUCAUAAAACCGAAGGCUGGAAAUACAGAAGAGCUUAACAGCCUACGGAAGCAGAGAGCAAGCUCAUCCUCUUCAAAAAUGAACAGCAUGGAUGUUUUGAAUAACUUGGGUUCCUGUGAGUUGGAUGAAGAUGACCUCAUGCUUGACUUGGAGUUCCUAGAAGAACAACAUCACCAUCGUUCUGUUUGCCGGGAAGACUCAUACCAGUCGAUAGUCUCAUGUGCUGCUGUAGUACUUACCCCUGUAGAGCCAGCAGUGGAUACAAGGAAAAAAGAACAGACAAUAAUGCCUGAUGUGUCUAAACAGAACCUAUCUCUGAAGCUGUCGAAGGAGGUAGACCAAGGAGAAGCCAGGUAUCCUCGUGUUAGCCAGCUGGCUGGCAGCCCAUCUGUGGAGCGGCCUUUUACUGGUCUGGAAGAGGGUGGAGGCAUUGAAUCUUUGCCCUUCAGAUUGAUGCUGCAAGAUUGCACAGCUGUAAAGACGUUGCUUCUGAAAAUGAAGAGGGUACUUCAAGAGAGUACAGACAUGAGUCCAGCUAGUAGCACCACCUCACUCCCUGUUAGCCCUCUUCCUGAGGAGCCAUUAUUUUUCAAGGAUGGAAUAAAAGAUGAAUGCUCAGUGCUGAAGCUGCAGCUGAAGGAGAGAGAUGAACUCAUAGCCCAACUUCGUGAGGAGCUGGAAAAGGCUCAGUGCUUUCAGAAGGCUCUUGCUUCUCAAGCAGAUAAAUCCACGCAGACAGAACUCGUAGGCCAUGAUGCUACAUAUCCAAACAGAAUGGUGAGCCAAAGUCUCAGCACAAGGGACAGAAAGUCAGCACAUACUCCCACCGAGGACCCUUUUAGAUACUCAACAAGCAACCAGGCAAUGGCCUAUGAAAGCAAGAGCUGUCAGCUGUCUAAUUUGUGUCUGAGCAGCCUCCUAAAAGAGAAUGAGAUCGUGGAAGUCAUCAAGCAUACUAGAGGCACAUACGAAACCCUCACUUCAGAGGUCACUCAGAAUGGUUUGGCCACCAUGGCACCAAGUACAGCAAAGCCAGCAUCCAAGGCAGACAGCUACCCAGUGUUCUCAGGAACUCCAAAAGACCAAACUGCUGUACCUCGGCAGCAUACCACUUUCACAGGGAGACUUGGACAGCCUCCAAGGGGACCCAUCUCUUUACACAUGUACAGCAGAAAAAAUGUUUUCCUCCACCACAAUUUACACACAGCAGAGCUACAGACUUUAGGUCAACAAGAUGGGUAACGAGAGUUGUUUAAAGAGGAACAUAAGCUCACCUAGAACUCAGUCUUCAGUUCUGAUCUGCUGCUACUUCCACCUGAAAAAAAAUAAAGUGAAAAAUUAAUGUUGUCUGUAGGUUCUAUACUUUCCCAUCAGGGACUGUGGCAAAAGGGUGAAUUUUAAUUAAAUAGUUAAAUUAAAUUAAAAAAGUUAAAUAACUAGUUUAACUUGUCAUGCAAAAGUCACCAUGGGUAUAAAAAAUGGGACCAUUUGGCUGGCAUUUCUAGUCCAAUAUUGAGUAAUUUAUUUUUUUGUUUUCCUCUAUAAGCCACUAUCUUUUCCUGAAUUUCUAGAAGGUGAUCUUAAAUAAUACUGUGUAUGUUUAAUAAUGUUACUGUUAAAGUAGAUGUGAGGAAUGAAUAGAUAAGUAAUUAGUAAACCCUCUUGGAUUUCAUAGAGACUAGGAAAAUAAGGAGUCAGAAAUCUUUGAGGACCCUCUUUUUACGCUUUUUUUUUUAAUAAAAUGAAAUUUGCUCACUUGUAGAGGUGUGUUACCACCUCCUGCUGUAUGUAUUUUAUGAAUGCCUCAUGUCACAAGUAGAGGAAGUGACUGAUUUUCUAACAGCAAGGUUCAUAGAGGCUCACCAGGUAUUUAAGUCGGUAGUUCAGUAACUGGGUUCCAAACUGAGCAUAUCAGCUUGGUUCCUCAACCUUCCCUCCCCUCUCCCCACCUUUAUUUAACUAUAUUUGUUUGAGUAUUUUUGUUCUAUGAGGACAUGUUAAGUUGUGGUGGUGUUUGUGCUUUACAGGCACUGUAUCAGUCAUGACACAAUGUGAAGUUCUAUGCUAUGAUGUAAUGCAUCAUGUAUUUUACUUCCCAAACCAAAAAAUGGGUGAAAGACUAAAGAGAAAUUGUCUUAUUACCCAGUUCCAAUUACCAAUUAGUUAUAAUUUCUGUAGAUCAUACCAUCUGCACAACCUGACUUAUACCAACUCAGCCCAUUUGCUUGUCUUGGCAUAUCACGCACAAGUGAGCUGAAUCUAAUGCUACCUGACGUGCAGCAUGCUUGUCUCACAGCAAUAUGAAAUCAUCUGGUCACACCAUAGAACCUGUAGACUUGUCAGUAGCAAAAGAUCCUGUUUUCCCCUUUCAGAGGGCUUGAAAACGGGAAUCUCAAGUCAAGUUACUCGAGACAUGUGGCAUAUACUAAACAUGACACUUAGUUUAUAACCUUACUAAUGGAGGGUAAUCUGAAUGAUAAUAGGACAUAUAGUUAAUAGUUUAUAAAUAAUCCUGCACAUUUAAGUACAAUUGGGGCAGAUCUGAGACGAGACACCUCUCUAUUUAACUGGUGAUUAAUAUGAAAGACAAGGGUGCAGCACAUUCUCACACAAGGAAGCAAAUCAGUGUGACUUAACUGAGGUAGCAUAUAAUGGAAAAUGAAGCUUCUGUAGCCACUAAAAAUGUUGUAGCAUGUAAAAGGUAAGUCACUGUCGUGGUUUCAGCAUAUGCCACAUAGUUACAUAGGGCAUAUAAAAUGAAUUAAUGCUACAAAUUUUAUCUGAUUAACUACCUAAUAUUCAGAUUAAUACAAGCACUGAUUAGAUUAAUAAAAAAAAAUAGACUAUGAGCUUGGCAGAUAUUCUGCAAAGCCAUUUAAGCAACCUGCAUUUUCAGGAUUCUAUUUAUUGAGAUUAGGUUAGUGUAAAUUUUAUGACAUUAUCUGAUGUUGAAGAGAGCAAGUUUUGUCUAAAUGUUCUGUAGUGAUAAUUUUGGGUAUCCAGAGCUGGACACAGAAGAAUCAAGACAAACAUUUGCCAAACUCCUUUGUGUUUGUGUGUGUGUUGCUACUGCCAAAACAGAACAUGCAAAAAUUGCAAACAGAGCUUGACUGAUUCAACUAUGGGUGUUCAAGACUCCCAGUCCUGCAUUGAAACUCAUAGUUUAAAGUCUACCAAAAAGAUAAAAAUACUAGUAACAGAAUUCGUCUACUAAGAAUCAUGUGUUCUGAGCAAUCUCUUAACGUCAUGGUAGAUUGAAAGGACCGUUGGUUCUUAGUAACAAUGCAAGUCUUGAUCAUCUCAAGAUUUGAUGUGUGCAAUUAUAUUUCAGAUCUGUAAAUAAAUUAACAUACACUGUAAUCAAGGAAUUUUUUUUUUCCGGGAUACAAAUGUACUAUACUACAUUAACCCCCCCCCCAAAAAAAAAAAAAAAACCAAAAACCAACAAAACCAACAAACAAACAAAAACAAAAAAAACAGAAAAAAACCCUCUUCAAUUUUAACUUAUGUUCUAUAUCUGUUGUUUUGGUUGGUCUUUUUUUUCCUGGAAAAAUGGACCUUUGGAUUACACUUUAUUAAAAAAAAAAAAAUCCAUCUAUACAUUUCAAAAAGAACAUUUUAAAUGCUACUAUUUUCUUGGAGAAUCUUUUAUAAAGCUGAAUCUUAAACUGGGGAAAACAGUUCAGUUAAAGUAAGGGAUAUUUUUAAAAAUGUCAUCUUGAAGCUGUUUUGUAUCAGUAUUUUCAGCACUGUUAUAUUAUUUGUAAUACUAAGUGUAAAUCUCACCCAGAGAAGGGUAUUAGCCACAUGUUAAUGUACAGUACGGCAGUAACUGUAAAACAGAGGUGCUUUCUUUGAUCCUCUUCUGUAUAUAGUAAAUCAUAAAGUAACAGCAUGCAGACAUUCUUGCAGUGAAUUGAUUCCUUUGUACUAAAAAUCUCUAGUUUUUUAAGAGUUCCAUGUAUAAAAUGAUUUAUACAUUUCUCCAAGGCUGUACAUAUCCAAAGACAUGACAGCGGGGGAAAAGGCACCUUUUAUUUUUUCCACAGAUAUACCUUUUUUCCAUUUUUUAUGUGUUUCUGUAUCACAAAGCAUAACUAGAAUUUCUACUGAAAAUUACUUCUUAUUAAUUCCAUAUCUUUAAGUGUGUAAGAGAACAUCUUAAGGAGGAGGAAGUCCCCAAAGAAAAGCUGUUUUUAUUUGAAGCAAUGCCUCAUUAUUUGAAGCAAUCACUUGGCAAAACAUUAGAUCUGUGCCCUAAAUAUUUUUUUGUAAUUUAAUAGAGCCACACCUGAAAUGGUAUAUCAUCUCUGGACUUAUCUUUACUUCCUCUACUAGAGUGCUUCUACAGGAUUUGUUUAUAAGAUAAAAUAACAUGCUAGGGCGAGCCCUGGUCAUAAAUUAUUGAGAAGGAAGGAAAGCACCUGUCCAGUAAUGUUCUUAUUUUGGCUUUCAGAGCAGUGGGAAGGGUUUUUUUGGUAUACCUUGUGCACACAAAUGAAGUUCAAGCUGUCUGCUUGUGCAUGCUUGGAGGGAGAAGUCUUAUAACAAAACUCUCCCCUGUUUAGGCUAUUUAGCAGUAUCUGAAAGCAUCAAGCAACAUAAAUUUCUGCCACCUUUUCAAGACAGGCAGACCCUCAAUGCAUAAAAUGAAACAGCCAGAAUAGAUUGUUUUUUCUCCAUCUAUACUGUUAUAUUUAACUUUAUUGCUUUUCAUUCCAAAAUACGUACAUCCACCUAAAUGUUAGAAGGGCUUUCCUUUAUUUGUCUUUUUUCUGAAAAUUUUGACAGAGAGUAUAUCCAGACUAGGAUGUUCACAUGAGAUUUGGAUAAGCAUUUGGAUAAGCAGCUUACCUAGGCUGCUCAUGUUUGUCCUCUCAGUUCAUUGCAGUCACUGCCUAAAUAUUGGCGUUUUUCCUUUUCCUAAAAGCCAGUUUGGAAGUAGUGAUUUCUGUCUGUGCUUAUUUGUUGUAUACUGUUAAAUACACAGUAUACUCUGCAAAAUAAUCAAAAUAGGCUAUUACAAAUCAGUACUGUGGUUUAUAUGCUAUAACUGUUCUGGCAUAUUUCCACAGGUUUAAUUGGUAUGACAUUGACUUCAAUUUGACUAUACUGUGUUAAAUCACUUGACUAUUGGGAUUGGCCUUUAAUCCAACUAGCCUCAGUUUAUGCCUAGAUCUCUGAAUUCGGAAAUCUUUCCUGGUUUACAAAACAGACAAGAAAAUAUUUGACCUAGCAAAAAUGCCAGUUCACAAUCUAUAAUGAAUGUACUUGGGGUUUGUUUGUUUUGGUUUUUUUACUUCCUUCACAUUCAAAAGCAAAAAUAACCCCUGCAAAACUCUUUAUACAUCUAUGUAGGUCAUAAAUGAAGUCCAGUGGAAUAACAGUGACCUCUAACACAAAUUUGAAAGAAAUACCUGGAGCAAAAAAUCCAUGGGAGUAUGUUUACAGACAUUUGUAGUGGUUUGAAAGCAUAACUUAUGUAUCUGAGCACAUUAAUGAAAUAUAUCCUAUGACAUCUUUUCUUCCACUCUCGCUAAUGAUGAUUUCUUUUCUGGAGGAGAAUUUGCUGUUUAAAGCUUGUUCCAGGUGAAGUAGGCAUUAUAGAGUGAGAAAGUACAUUGAAAGUAACAGUAGAGGUCUUCUCGCAGCUUGGAGAAACACACAGCAUUAUUUCCAGGAUUUUAAUGUUCUUCAGUCAGCAAGAAGUUAGCAGAGAUCCCUCAGGAAAACAUACUCAGAUCAUGCAGGCCAUGGCUGCCUUUAAAUGGAGUUUAGUCUAAUGUCUUAUGUAAGGCACUUCUAAGAUCAUUUGGAAAUUUCAGCAGAUGCAGAAUGUAUCUUGCUGAUUUAUUUAUUUAUUUAUUUAGAUGAAAAUGCCAUGUGCUGUUUUUAACCUAGUAAAUUCUGUUUGGGUCUUGCUUCCUCACUGAUGAUUUGUCCAGGCUGUGAGAGUGUAUCCACUGUGAUGCAUAUUUUACUAACACUAUCUAACAAAAAAAAAAAAAAAAAGAGAAAAAAAUACCUUAAUUGGUAUGAAUUUCCUAUAAAUCUGAGAUUCUCAAUAGCUAUGACUGUCACUUCCAUUUUGUACAGCUGUGAAAUGCUUUUGGAUUUGCCAUUUUUGUUACUUUCAUUAGCAGCAAAUCAUUACCCUAGUUAUGUUUUGGGUUUGGGUAUUUUUUCCCCUCAAACUGUACUUGAAACACACAGGGAGGACUGUUGAGGAUUUCUGCAGAAGUAAUCCUGGUCCUAUGAAAGCAGGGCAACAGUAAGUUUACCUGAAGGUAUCUGUAUGAUUCCCAGGGAUGGAAAACCUAUUCUGAUUGAUCUUAACUAUGAAAGAUUUGUGAAAAUCUGAUAAAUAUCUGUUGGUUUUCCAAAUCCAUAUAGAGAUUAUAGAGCAGAAAAUACUCCACUGUGAAGAUUUUUCUAGUGCACAAAUAAUACCUCCUUAUAUUUUGCAUUGUGACCCUCGCUCUUGUGUCUCUAGAUUUCAGAAACAUUCUCUUCAGGUAUAAACUUGUGCUGACUAUGUAGACAGGUUGCACCACGGUGUCCUUUCUGCUUUAAGAAGGCCCACUGGAUUUUUUUAAUAUCUGAUUAUCAAAAUAUUGAGUAUUUUCUCUCAGAACUGUUGUGCUACUGCUAAAGUAGUAUGCACUACAUUCAUAGAAAAAAAAACCCACUCCCUAACUGAAGGCUUCAACUCUAUUGGUGAGUUGUCAUUACAGCUGGUUUACAUAUACCCCAAAAGACUGCCAAACUUAAUUAAGCACCUAUAUAAACAAAUAUAUUGCCUGAUUUGAUCCUGCUUUUAUCACACUGAAAAAGACGUUGUUCUAAAUGUAUAUGGAUAUAAACAGUAGUAGUAGAAUUUUAAUUUGUUUUUUAUUUUCCAUUAUGUUGAAGCACUUUAUAUGAGGGCUUAAUAUGAACUACAAAUUAGCUUGUGUUCUUUUUCUUACCUAAACUGGAUUUCAACAGGGUUUUAAAUUCUCUGCUUAACUUUAAGCAUGUGAAUAAUCCCAUCAAAGUAAAACAAUCAAAUCCUGCUUCUUUGAAAAGAUAAUAAAAAAUAAUAUUUUUUCUAACAAUUUCAUUCAUGUUUGUUGUUUGAAACUUAUGAUAUAUAAAAAGUAUUUUUACUUAAUCUACAUAUAAAUACUCUUCAAAAACUCCAGAGAAGUAGAAAAGAUAAAAAACAGCCUUCUGCUCAAGUCCCUUCUCCAGCAAUACCAUCAGCCUUUGUUUUCUGAAUUAUUAAUUUAAAGAAAAAAAUCUUCCUAUUUCUUUCCCAUGGUUAAGAGUGUGAAAAAAAAAAAAAAAUGUUUUUGUACAUACUCUACAGAUUUUGUGUACGGAUGAUCAAUAUUAUAGGGAGAAUAUAAGCAGUCAAAGUCCUUAAUCAGUGAUGUAUCUGAUGUUGUUUAAGCAAGAGGGUCAACAGUAUAUAAAAGUAUAUGUAAAUGAAGAAUAGAUGUUUUGUAGCUGGGAAAAAUCUAAUGGAAGGGUAAUGGGAGACAGACUGAUAGCUCUUUUUCUGUUGCGGGGGUGGUUGUGCCUAGCCUUUUUCUGUGAAAUACGCUGAAGUAAUAUUUAAAAAAUAAAUCUCUUGGAACAACAAGAAAUGAGAUAAAAUGAUCACAUAACACCAUAAAACAUGGAUAAGGGUACUUCAGUAUUUUGAUAAAACAGCAUCUGAGUGAACGUACAUCUUUUUAUUACCAUGGUAGUAUCUUUGUCUGAAGGAUAAGUGAAACAACACAAUUGCAUUGUAACAGAAAUAAUUCAGACAAAAAAAAAAAAAAAAAAGAUUGUAUCUCUGAAGCCUUGCACUUUGUGUAGUCAUUUCUGACUAUCUGAAGUAGGCUUGUAGAAUUGUAUUUCAUGCAGCAUGGUAAUGCCCUUAUGCAACGUAUUGGCAUACUCUAAACAAUAUGGAAACAUUGAAGAGAGUCAUGACCCAGAACCUACAUUGAGCUGCAUUUAGUUUAUAGGGUCAUGGGUUUGAUUUUCCUUUCCAAUGAAGGACAACGGUUCUUAUGAGAAAACUUUUGCAUAAAUAUCUCCAAAAACAGUUUGGCCUAUGUGAAAUUCAAACUGAUUUAAAAUUAGGCCAACUUUAUUUUUAAAUAGUACAUAUUCUUUAAUUCUGCUAAUGGCCAUUAGAGUGCUUUAGGCUUUUUUUUUUUUUUUUUUUAAACUGAAUUGUUCUCCUUUAUGUAUUAAAAUUGGACAUCAUAUCUGAUAGUUUUCUUAUUGUGUACUUUUUCAUGAGUACCUUGCUGGCUUUUUUUUUAAACUACUGACCACUAUAAAUAUUGAAGGGCCAGUAAGUCAUUAUGUUUUGUAUUAUAUAAUGCUAAACAUCCAUUUAAUUUCAAUAACAGUACACUGCACUGUUAUAUACUAUUGAAAGCAAUUUUUAAAAUGUGAUUGGCAAUACCAUACAGAUUACUUGAAUUAGAAGCUUUAAAAGAGUAACAACGAUGAGAAAAGGAGGAAAAUAAUACUCACUUGAAGAUUAAGUUUAAAUAAUGCACUUGAAGAUUAAGUUUAAAUAAUGCACUGUUGAAGAUUAUUGAAAAGAGUAAGUUGUACACAAGACAAUGGAAAUCUUUUUCACUGAACGUAGGAUUUUGGGAUUUAAUUGAUAUAGAUGGUAACUUAAAUUUAAAACAAAAGAUAUUAGAAUAUUUUUUCUAAGAGAUAACACACUUAAACAUAACACAAAAAACACUUAAAGAUAACACAAGGUACCUUACUUCCAGAUAUGUUCCAAAAAGAAACCUCUAAGAUAUAUCUAGGUUCUGAUUGGCAUUUUAGUGGUUUUACCCUACAAAGCCAUAAAUUAAUUAAAUUCUUUUUCUUAUUUAACAGGCAAAUAUUAUUUAAUAUUUUAAAAUGUUCCAGGCAUAAUCCUUACCUUUGAUUUUAUUAUCACAGUACCCCAUUUUUUUAAUUGUUUUGAGGUUUUGUGAUGUGUGCAAUAAGAACCUGAUUGUUUCAAAUUCAGUCUUUGUGCACUGAUUGAAAAAAAAUACUUAGCCUUUGGAGACAAAUGCUGUUGUCUUUGAAGAAUAUCAAGCAGCAUUAUGUUGGGUUUUUUAAUCAGAUUAACUGAUUUCUGUGGGUUACUUUGAAGAGUUAUGACAGUUCAUAAAACAGUACUAUGGAAUUCUAUUGGUAUUAUUUAAUUGACAUUUGCUCAUAUUUCUAGUUGGCAUAUUUUAUUUUUACUUUUGAUGGAAAAAUUAAAUAUUAUUUUUGAAUAUGUAACAGAAUUUUGAUUUUAAACUUUGCUGUAGAGGUGCAUAUUCAGAUACUUCCAUAUUUGAAGUGGACAUAAAGGGCUCUUACACUUUUUCUUUCCUUUCUGCCAAAAGAGAAUUGGUUAAUAAAAAUCCUAUGUUAUUCUAUGA